AAGCAACAGCUGAUGAUUUUCUAACCUCAACAUUUUUGAUAUUGAGCUCACAGCUCAGCUGUUUCUGUCUUCUACCAUGGAUCUCCGUAGUUUAGUUUUUAAGCCGAAAUUACAAUUAUUAGUUAGUACCUAUUUAUAAAUAAUGCAAUCUCAAUCUUAUCUUCAAAAUAGUGAGCUUAUUUAUCAAGUAACUAGCACUAUCAAAACAAGUUUCCUUGUGUGAUCAAUACUCUGUACAAAACUAAUCCAACUUAGCAUUUGAAGUUUAAUCACACGAAAUCAAAAUUGUGAUCCUACUAUUCUGCUUUGAGUUUCUUGUCUUGAACUGGAUCUCCGAAUGAAGAAGAAGUACUGCUUCAUCAGAUGCUAAGAUACCAGACAGCCACAGAAUGCUCAGGGGAAGAAGAGGGUGAAGAAGAAGGAGAAAAAAACGUAGAAAUUACGAAGAAUCGAAUCCGAAACUAGACGACCAGGCAUGGUAAACGCAGAGCGCACAACAAAAACGAUCGAUGUUGUCACCAACGACAACAACAUGAACAACAGGACAUCGUCGACGACAAAUGUCGAUAAUUUUAUCGAUAUUUUGAGUCAAAAUUUGAACAAAUAUUUGAAAAACUCCGAUGGCAUUAAGGAGUUUGCCUGUGGUUGGGGAGCGGCCCUUAUCAAUAUUGGAAUUACGUUUCCGAUUAAUAAGAUCAUUUUCAGACAGAUGCUGCACAACAUGCACGUAGGAGGCGCCUACAAGCAGAUCAAACAAGAGGGCUUCGUGUUCCUGUACCGGGGCAUCCUGCCGCCCCUCAUGCAGAAGUCGAUCAGCACUUCGGUCAUGUUCGGCAUUUACGAGAGUUGCCGAAAGCCGCUAGUCAGUCACGGCCUCCCCGUUCCCCUCAGCAACGCCACUGCAGCCAUGCUGGCCGGCACAAUCGAAGCGGUGCUCACUCCGUUCGAACGCGUUCAAACGCUCCUACAAGACCAACACUACCACAAACACUUCCGGAAUACUAACGACGCCAUGAGGAAUAUCCUCGUACAUCAUGGGUUUAAAGAGUACUAUCGUGGUUUGGCUCCUAUUCUACUACGCAACGGUCCUUCCAACGUUUGUUUCUUCGCCCUGAGAGACCUAGCAAUCGAAAACAUCCCAGACUCUAGCCGGUGGUACCUCAACGCCAUGAAACAGUUUCUUAUAGGGGCCGUGAUUGGUAGUUUUAUUAGCACCAUAUUUUACCCGUGUAAUGUAUUGAAGGUUCAUGUACAGAGUCGGCUGGGAGGUCCCUAUCAAGGUAUAUGGGAUGCCACCAGGGAGAUAUAUAGGGAGAGAGGUGGCAGUAUGACUAGUUUCUAUAGAGGUGUGCAUAUGAACUACACGAGAUCGUUUAUUAGUUGGGGAAUCAUCAAUGUUGCAUAUGACGCACUAAAGAGUAUGGUGGAUUAAGAAGAUGGAAUUACAAUUUGUGAACCACCCAAGAUCUUUUAUUGGAAACUCAUUGGGGUUUCACAUUAUGUAAGAUGAUGGGAGAUCAUUAAUGUUGUCUAUGAGGCACUGAAGAGUAUGGUGGAUUAAAAAGAUGAAAUUAAAAAGAAAUUACAAUUUGUGAACUACCCGAGAUCUUUUAUUUCAAAAUCAUUGAGAUUUCACAUCAUGAAAGAUGGUGGUAGAUCAUCAAUGUUGCCUAUGACGCAUUGAACAGUAUGGUAGAUUGAAAAGAUGAAAUGAAAAAGAAAUCACAAUUUGUGAUCUACCCAAUAUCUUUUAUUGGAAAAUCAUUGGGAUUUCACACAAUGAAAGAUGGUGGGAGAUCAUUAAUGUUGUCUAUGACGCUCUGAAGAGUAUGGUGGAUUAUAAGAAGAUAAAAUGAAAAAUGAAUAAAAAUGUUGGAAGAUUUUCGCUCAUAAUUGAAACAAGAAUUGAUUUUUAGGAACGGUCAGGCAACAACUUUUCAAUUGAUGUUACUUUGUCAUGAUGAAACACUAAAUAAUAAAUUUGUUGUAGUUCUAACACUGUGUAUAUCUGUAAAUAUUAGAAAAAAACACUUACUUUUUAUGAUCAAAUGAAUUGUUUCAAAAAUAUUUUCAAAGAUACACUGUGUCAAACUACAUCAAAGUUAUUAUAUAGUGUUUCAUCAUUGCAAAACAACAUCAAUUGAAACAUGCUGUUGGCAUACCGUUCCUAAAAAUCAAAUCGUUUCGGAAACCUGAAAUUUUACAGAUUUUUGUAAAACUUUGGGUUGGAUUGAGCAGAUAUUAGUUUAUGGUAUGGUUUGAAAUGUGACAGGGGCGAAAAUGAAUGUUCUUUUCCUUCACAAUGCCCUGAAGUGUUUAAUAAUAUUAAACAAUAUAUUAUAUUGAAUGUGUUGUGAAGUUGAUGAGGUAGGUAUCCACAUUGAAUAAAACGUCUUGAAAUUGUCAUGAUUACUUAUUUAUUAAAAAAAUAAACUAUUCAGUUUUUUGCAGAUUGGAAUUUUUUCAAUAAAUAAGUGGUUGUGACAAUACUUCCACGUCGGCUUAUUUAAUUUGGGUUGAAGUACAUGUUUUACAACUGUGUGGUUUUUUUAGCUAUUGUGAGUUAGGAUUUAAAUGAUUUUGGAAGUAAAUAUGGCUGACCGAAUUGUAUAGCUAAGUUAGUGUAGAAUGAUUGAUUUGUUUCAUUUUUUGUAAUCCAUGUGGAAUAGAAGAAUCUAUCACAUUUUUGAUCGAUUUCAAAUAGAAUAGCUUCCAAUAAUGCAAAGGUAUCCAAACUAUAAAUGUUGGAGGUCGUAUGAAAUAAGUUUGAAUUGUUUUAAAGAGAUUCGAUUCCCUUUUGAUGAAAUGAAUAUUGUCUCAUUUCAUUUUUCAUACCAAUUCGAGCAAAAUAAAAAAAUUGAAAAGUUAACGUGCAGUGAAAAUGCUUUAUUAUUUAAAUUCGUAAUUUAUAAGUUCAGAAUAAAUCGUGUCAUAAAUAUAAAAAGUGAAAAAUAAAGUCCUUAAGUUUUAAACUUAUUCUUUUCAAAUGCAUAAUUUUAAAUUGUUAUUUUAAUCAUGAACUUACACUGUAAAAAUUGAAGCUGUUGUAACCUUGAAACUAAUGAAAAAUAGGUAUAAUUUGUAUUGUAAAAAUAGAAAAUAGGUGCUAAGUUUUAAGAAUGGAAUCACUCACUUUGUAAUUAUGAUUUUAAUUUGUGAAAUCAAAGAAUUGAUAAGUCUAUAUCUAAUCUUCUAAUCACGGCAAAUUAAUAACAUUCAAAUUCCCGAUUUUAAAUUUUUAAUCUUUUUUAAAUAAUUUAUUGGCCAAUUUUAAACUUUUUAAUGUAUAAAAAAGCAUAAACGAAUGUAACUUCGGUCAUCAACAAGAUGAAAAAUAUAAAUGAACUCAAACGAAUCUUCACAAUCGACGAAGGAUUCCUAAAUUGAAAUCCUGAAGAACGAAAAAUCGAAGAAUAACGCCAAUUUCCACAAACAAAAAAUGGAGCAACAUAUUCACGAACAAUUCUAUAUUAGUUGUAGUGUGUUACAGUAGGCUAGGCAGUAUUGAUUUACUGUUCCUUUCAAACCAAAAUUUAGAGGAAAAAGUUAUGAUAGAUAGAAAUGAGUAUAUUCAAAUAUUAUAAAUUCACAAAAUGAUACCUCUUCUGUUUUGUUAACUCAUUCAUGAGCAAUGUCACUUUUUUAACAAUAAAUAUCUAUUUAAAACUGUGAUAAAUUAUGAAAAUCCACCAACAGAAGCCAAACUAUAAAUUAAUAAAGAAUUGCAACUAACACCAUUUAAAAUGGUUCAAGUCUGAAGUUGAAGUGGGUAGUCAGUAAACAUGGCUUGACUGUUAACUGAUUUUCAAAGACAUUUUUUAUUUUUGACAAUGUCCAAGUAAAACGUAAUGAAAUAAAAACACUCACAUAUAUCGUCAAAUCCCACAGCUUCAUUUGGUACAGGACCAUGCAUGGCUUCGUGACUACACAGGUUACAUUUUCAAGCUAAACUGAAACAUCGACAGUGACUCAGUCGAAUUUUCAAAACAUAAUGGGCUAAACGAAUCAAUCUAUCUUGCCACGGUUAACAUACGAUUUAGGGUGGGUUCCGAACCACUAAGUAGAUUACUCCUACAAUUAUCUUAUAAAUGACUGGAUUCGUCAUCUCCAGUUGUGUGCUGUAUUUUAUUUAUAAGUACAAAAUUAGGAUUAUUUUGUCUUUUAGUCCAUACCAUGUAUUCUAGGUAAAUAAUAUCCUCAUGUAUAAAAUAAUAUUAAUCUCCCAACUUCUUAACCUCAAAUCUAAUUUAUCAAUAAAUAAAUACAGUGCAAUACUAGAAAUACUGUACAAUUCUUAUUAUAUAGACAUAAAUUAUUUCAUGGCACAAAACUAGUUUUUUAUCAAUUUAUUUUAAUUUUAAAUCUUGUAGUAUACAAAGUUCCUUGAUGGAAUAAUUUGUGUUCAUAAUGUAUCUGGUACAUGAGAAUUAUUUAUUAAAUUUUCAAACGUAAAUUUAUGGUUAAUAGUUGGUGUGCCAAUAUAAUAUUGUUGAUUGUAUAUAAUAUAUACUAGUUGCUAUCAAAUUAAUUGAAUGUGGUAAAUGUUUAGGUUUUGAAACUAGAGUUGUAUAUAUUUCAAUUUUGAUCAAUGAAUUACUGAAGGAUUAAAUCUUGAAUAUUUAUAAACAUGUAGACAUUGGAAUCAGGUUCUAUACUUCGGUACUCUAAUCAAUUUUUUCUAUAAUAAAUUGGUUGUUCCUCCUAGCCAAGAUAGGCUACGGUACCUCUAUGGACCUUCUAUACACUAGGAAACCCUGAUUUAGGUAGCACCCUAGCGAACAUAUAUAUAUUUUCAAUCUUCAGGAGUAACUUCAUGUAAAUAUAUCAAUACAAGGAAUUCAGAUAAUUAUUUUUAAAACUAUCUAUUUCGUUCAGGUACAAAUAUACUUGUCAGUGAGUUAUGAUUCUACUUUAGAGAUUUAUUGUGUUAUUUUUGUUGAUUUGUUGUUUUUAUAAUUUAUGGUUGUAAAUUAUUUUUGGUACCUAUAUAUAAAUAGAAUACUCUGCUACCUAUAAUAAUCCCUAUGAAAUGUUUGACCUAUAGGAUUGAGGAAUUUGCUAGUAGAUAAAUUGACAAUAGAUGCUCCAAGUUCAUAAGCUGUAAACCUCUUUAAUUUGUAAUAUUUAUAUGUGUUGUAUUUUAAAUAAAUAAUAUGUAGGGAAAAUAAAAUCAACAAUUCGAGCAAUAACAAAUUUUGAAACGCCUUUAGAGAAACAUAAAAUUUACUAUUCAAAUGUAUUUUACUAUUGUUCAAUAAUAUUGUGACAUAUUUGUCAGAGGUAUCUUUCAUAUUCAAGCUAUUCAUUCAUAGACAAUAGAUACGGUACAAUCCAGGUAAAAACAACUAAUAACACUUCUUGGUUAUUCAAUAUGAAUGAUGAUUCGAAUUUAAAAAUCAUAAAUGUCAACAUGAAUCAUGAAUCCUUUUUUCUCGGUAUUUAUUUGCAAAUAAUCAUUAUCUCAUAAAUAAUAUCGUGUGACCUGGCUGGCUCAGGUCUGGUGUCAGCGUUUUCAGGUCGCAACUGAUCAAUUUCAGGGCCUUAUGAUUUCAUGAAAAUGGUUUGAUAAAAACUUCAAACUUAUCUUAGUUGUAUUUUUAAAUCUAAAUAUCUCACCCCCACAUUAUAGACCUUCAAAACGUCUUCUUAUAGUAUUUUUCAUCAUCCAUCAAAUCUAUUUAUUUUUGUAAUUUAUCAUAAAACCAAGUAAAUAUUCCCUCAUAGAACAUAUAACUAGGCUACUUGUUGGAAUAAUAAUGUUAUAGUUUUUUAAAUAGCAGCAUGUUUGUGAUUGUACAAUAGAUGUCAUUGUGUUGUUUAUAAAUAUGUAUAAAUCUGUUGAAUAAAACUGAUUGAAAAUAU
Molecule: messenger RNA, 5862 nt
Organism: Nilaparvata lugens (brown planthopper)
Lineage: Eukaryota; Metazoa; Arthropoda; Insecta; Hemiptera; Delphacidae
Product: mitochondrial nicotinamide adenine dinucleotide transporter SLC25A51
Exons: 4
Coding region: 476-1432 (318 amino acids)
Source: RefSeq, a predicted model, not a curated record